GAGCCGAACGGGGCCCGGCCCGGUCCACUGCGCCUUGUGGGGCCUCGCGCGGGGCCGGGGCGCGGUUCUGUCGGCGCGGGGCCCCGCCGGGCCCGGCUCGGCGCCAACGCGCCCUGAGGGGAAGCGGCCCCGGUGGGGGGGGAGGAGGGAGCGGCUCCGCUCUGCGCUGCCCGCGGUCUGUCGCCCUCGCUUUGUGCUCCUAGUCGCAUCUACGGUGGGAGCGCCGACGCGGAGGCGGCGUGUCGGCUCAGGACGCGGUGCCGCUUUUCCCUCCUUGCAGUCGGGCAGUUUGUGUUGCCGCUGCCGACGGGGUGUUGCUGAAAUCCCCCGGAGGAGUUCUUUCGCUUUUAGAGUUAGUAACUCGUAUCGGUUGCAGCGCCCUGCGGGGUCCCUAACACGUCUUUGAGCAAGGUGGCUUUGAGCUGUCCGCGAGUUUUGAAAACACUGGUGAGACCGAAGCGCUUUGGACGAGGCACAUAUGCUGUGAGGACACAGAAAUGUGCAGUGUGCUUGGAUCACACAUGGCAGAAUCUAACUGCGCCACGGCAUUCUUCCUCCUGACCAAAGUUCGUUCCUGAAAGCAGUGUUUUCUGGGGUUUUUCUCAGCCUGCAUACAAGAAAUUGUUGAAAUACCUCAUAAUAAAAUGCUACUUUAAUUAAAGAGACUGGUGACUCAUUUCCAGGAUAUGUUUCCAGUUUCAUUUAAUCUGAGAGGGGUUCUCAGAUUGUGUUUGUGUUAUUGUUCCGAGGCUGCACGACAGACCCUGGGGUUCCUCGUGUCAGUCAGCUCUGCUGCAUCCCAACUCCUGUUACUCAGUGCCAAACCUGUGUGAUAGCUCUGCAGUGCCAGCCCAAUCCGUGUGCCAGUGGUUCGCCCUUGUUGCAUAAUAUUACUUCUGAGAUGUUGCAUUUGCAGACAAAUCCACUCUCCUUUUUUAAUGGCAAGGCUUCUUUACUAUUUAUGCUAUUUAGUGGAGCUAUGUUGACGAUUGGUGCUACUUUCAGUUAAUUCAUGAACCUAAAGGAAUACAGACUUUUGUGAAGGCAGGUGUGAUUGUCUUGCCCAUAAGCUAUGCAGCCGAGUGUUAGCUUUUCUGAUCUGCUCUCUGAUUAUUUUUUUUUCCUCUGGUGUUUACAUAGUCCUACAUAAAAGUGAUAAUUCUGUUUAAGUAAAUGAGUGAGAAUUUGGUUCUGAGCACAGUACAAUCCAGAGAAAAGCUGAAAGUGCCAGAAUUAAAACAGUUUGCUGUUAACUUAUCAGUAUAACUUUCAUUAUCUGUAAGUAUGGGUACUUUAAGCCUGUGGUAUUUAUAUUGAGAUUUGAGCUGUGACAUGUAGAGUCUUUGCCAAAAUGCAUCUGAAGGGGUAUAUGAUUCUGUUAGGAACCACUGCAAAACGUCUUGAAUUUAUCCCACACGGGUCACCAGAACCACUAUUAAAUGGUAUUAUGUAAGAUAGAAUCCUGCUGACCCUCUGAAGAAACACCACCAUAUGGAGAUGAGUGUAGGUUUAGCGCAGGCCUUUCAGUUCCCGCAGGAGUUACAAAACUAUAAUUGAAACAAGAAGUUGUGUUUGAAGAGUUGUUCAGAGUUGAAGUAUUCUGCUCAUCUGAAAAGAAAAAAAAAACAAAACAACCACCUCAGUCCUGUUAACUCUGAUAGUGAUCAAAAUGUAGUUCUUGAUUAAGGAUUUAAACAGCACUAUCUGUUUAAACUCUGUACUUGUAAGAAGUGUGUUGCUGUGGCAGGGGUAAGUGUAGAAAAUUAACUAGAAUUGCUGUUCUAAACUAACUGGAUACUGUGCUGUGUUGAAAUCAGUGGGCUAACAGCAUUUCUGAAGACUGGGCCUGGGGAAGUGUCAUGGGUAUUUUUUUUUUCCCCUACCAUUUCAAAAAAGCCAUGCUGAAAGAGUGAUCUUUUUUGGGACAUAAGUGGAUUAUCAGAGCUGUGAGUCUUGAGCUGACUUCCCAUGAAAUCCUGCUGUGUGUCAUUAAGGCAGGGGAACUUCUUUUCUUGUGUCUUCUAGGAGUUUGUUUGUUCUGGGGUUCUUGGAAACGGUUACAGAUCGUUAUCACACAUUCAGUUCACACUGUUGCAGUUUAUGCUGUUCUGGCACACCUGCGUCUCUUGUAGGAACAUGCCUUGAUAGCAUUGUGUUGGCAGCUGCGUAGUCCUCCUGUCCACAGCUGUUCUGCAGCAGCUCUGGUUUGUGCCUGCUGGCUUUGACAAACGUGGGUGCAGUGGUGAAAGGGGGGUAAGAGCCAGAUGUUGUCUUCUGAGAGUACCAGGCCCAAAGAUGCUGCGGUGUUUUAAAGUCAAACUCAAUCCCUCCACCUGCAGAUUGCUGCUGUACCUGCAGGCGGUGCUGCGUACCCCUCUGAGAGGGCAUUCCCUUUCAGACAGCAUACCACUUGAGUAUAAGAUGGGGUCAGAAAUGUCGUGGCACCUGACUAAUGGCACUGCAGAACCUGUUUAGUUUUGAGAUAUGGAAGCUCUGAUUUUUAGCGGGUUUUAAUGAACUAUAUAGAGAAGUUUGCUUUUGAUAGUGUCACUGUGCCACUGCAGUAUCACAGAAUGAUCUCGGGGGCAGUCAGGCAGCGGAAGGAUUUUUCUGGCAAAAAGAAAUUCUGAUUCUGCAAAUCUUUCUUGGUAAGCACCAGUGCUAUUGGUGAGAAAGCACUGGGGAAAGGAAGGGGUGUGUUAACCUGAGGGUUUGCUGCCCUCGCAGUGCUCGUCUCUGAGGGUCUGCCGAGUAGAAGUCAGCUUCGGCUGAACGCUCCUAUUUGUUGGUAGGAAGUGUCUGAAUAUGUGCAAGUGUUGUGUUGGAAAGGCAGCAGUGUUCGCUGUUGUAGUGCAGUGUUGGCAUAAAGGUGAUUUGUACCGACUUCAGCAGCACAGAGCUGUUGGCUCCGUAGCUCUUCCACCAGGUGGCCCACGCGUGCUUCCAGGGACUCUGUGAGAAGUGAAGCUUCACUGCUGAAUGCGCUUGUGACCUUGUAACUGAAGUUAAACUCUAUGUCUUGAAAAAUACGGGAGCUUGUGUGACGUUUUGUGCUUGUUUGAGAUACGAACACUUCAUAGCGACCAAAGAGCGUGUUGGUUAAUGGCUGAGGCCGAGUGCUGGCGGGGGCUCGUCCUCCAUGCUCAGCCCUGUGCUGCAUGGGUGCUCUGCCUGCGGGGCUCAAGGGGGCCCGAGGGAGGGGUCAGUCUCCACAUGUAAUUCCUGAACUUCACUGUUUCUUUUAGACCAAUGUUUAAAAGCGAAAUUAAGUACAAGGAAAAGGAAUUGUGUUUCUGAAUCAGUUCCUAACUUCAGUGUUUUGGGUUAAGCUCUAGCUGGGCUUGGCAUGGUAUUAAAUCACCUGAAAACAUGUGCAUGGGCAUGUUCUUUUCCCCUCUGAAAUGCAUCAUCCCUAAUCCCUAAGAAGAGUGCUGGAUAAAGGGAGGACUGUGCUCAUUUAUUUCACUGCUGCACUUGACAAAUGCCUUCUGUGCUGCUGUUUCAUAGUGUUACCCCACAGCAUCCCUGUCCAACAGGAACAGUAGAUUUUUCUCUUAUUCCUGUUUCUCUUUUGCUUUUUCUUUCCUUGGAGGAGAGUAAGCUGCUAUUUCUUACUGUGUCUGACCAUGCUCCUUGCCUUCCUGCCCACUGUCAGUGUUUGUGCUGUCCUUGCUGACUUCCUGCUGCUCGUCCUUUGUCUGACUGGACAGGAUUCUGUGUGCAAGCACAAAUGGGGUGUUAUCUUGGUGGAGGAGACUCUGAUGCCAGCAGCAACUUCUGCUCCUCUUUGUGGCUCUGCUGACACGUUGAGGUUCUGCAUUUGCAUGUUUUUCCCCUUCCUGCUUUCUAGUUUCUUUUAAAAUCAGCUUUCAGCUACAUACCACACAGAUUUUGCCAGUUGACCCAGGUGCAGAGAACUUUCUUAACACAUUGGCUUUGUGACAGAAGCAUAGGUUUAAGGAAAGAGAUUAAGAAAUGACCCUAUUGGGAUUUCUUUCUGAACUGUGUACUGUCAGUUUGUGCAGGAAAUAGGCAGCACGGCCUCGCUGUUGUUAGUCACACGAGCUAACUCUUGUUUGGGACUGGAAAGUAAUUGCUGAAUGUGGUGGUGUUUUUGUCAUCCUGGCAGUGGAAAGCAUAGAUAUCAGGCCAAAAACUUAGUACUGUAUUUUUUUUAAGUAGCGUGACUUAGGGUUUUGUUCUAAAUUUUACUACUGAACAUAUUUAAUAGCAAGCAUGAAAUAGAGUGGGUUUAAGUCUUCAGUGCAGUAGGAACGUAGCUAGGUGUCUUUUGUCAAUGCAUGCUUUUAUAUCUGUGUAUUACAUUGAACUUUCACUUGAACGUUGUCAAAAAGAUGGCCUAAAGAUGAUGCAAAGGUUUUCCAGCUCAUGUCUCAGUGCUUUUGAGGUUCAGGAACUGUGCUUGAAUAUUUUUUCAGUGACUGUAGACAGCUGAUGUUAUGUUUGUUUUCAGGCAGACAUUUCAGUCUGGUGCAGAUAGUGCAGAAACAUGUCUAUAGCUUCAUGCUCGAGGUAGGAACUCAGAUGCUAUUUCAGGGUGAACAAAAUGAAGUGAUAGUGAUGGGUAAGAUGUCAGAAAGGUGCUGUGCUUUGUAUUUAUUGAAAUGCCUUUGCCUAGUAGUACUUCUAAUGUACAUACAGAUAUUUCUGGAUAAGGGAUUGUAAUGUCUUUGGAUAUAUGGCAUGGCAGCUCUGACAGUACCAUUUGAAAGCUGGACAAAGCAGCAGAAGGCUGCAGUAUCAGAUGUCACUAGUAGAUUUGGGAAAGAAACUCCUAGAAGCUGCACGAGCGGGACAAGAUGAUGAGGUUCGAAUUCUGAUGGCCAAUGGAGCACCUUUUACCACAGAUUGGUUGGGAACAUCUCCACUUCAUCUGGCAGCACAGUAUGGACACUACUCAACGACAGAGGUGCUGCUGCGUGCCGGUGUAAGUCGGGAUGCCAGAACAAAAGUGGACAGAACGCCGUUACAUAUGGCAGCUUCAGAAGGCCAUGCCAGCAUAGUAGAAGUCUUACUUAAGCAUGGUGCUGAUGUCAAUGCUAAGGACAUGCUCAAGAUGACUGCACUUCACUGGGCUACUGAACAUAACCACCAAGAAGUUGUGGAACUCUUAAUAAAGUAUGGAGCAGAUGUUCAUGCUCAGAGUAAAUUUUGCAAAACUGCAUUGGACAUUGCAAUAGACAAUGGGAAUGAAGACCUUGCAGAAAUAUUACAGAUUGCAAUGCAGAACCAAAUCAAUACGAAUCCGGAGAGUCCAGAUACUGUGACAAUACAUGCAGCAACACCACAGUUCAUCAUUGGACCUGGAGGGGUGGUGAACUUAACAGAUGAGACAGGAGUGUCUGCUGUGCAGUUUGGAAAUUCAUCGACGUCAGUAUUAGCCACAUUAGCAGCUUUAGCAGAAGCAUCAGCCCCACUGUCUAAUUCUUCAGAAACACCAGUUGUGGCAACAGAAGAAGUGGUGACUGCAGAAUCUGUGGAUGGUGCUAUUCAGCAAGUUGUCAGUUCUGGAGGUCAGCAAGUUAUUACUAUAGUUACAGAUGGCAUUCAACUUGGUAAUCUGCAUUCAAUUCCAACCAGUGGAAUAGGGCAACCAAUAAUUGUGACCAUGCCAGAUGGGCAGCAAGUAUUAACAGUUCCAGCAACAGAUAUUGCUGAAGAAACAGUGAUAAGUGAAGAACCACCAGUCAAGAGACAGUGCAUUGAGAUUGUUGAAAAUCGUGUGGAGUCUGCAGAAAUAGAAGAAAGAGAAACUCUCCAGAAGCAGCUGGAUGAGGCAAACAGAGAAGCACAAAAAUACCGUCAGCAGCUUCUGAAGAAAGAGCAAGAAGCAGAGGCCUAUCGGCAGAAGUUAGAGGCAAUGAACCGCCUCCAGACUAAUAAAGAAGCUGUUUAAUAAAAAAAGAACAUACUGCAAAGCCUGUUACUUUCAAAAACCUGCAGUACAAUCUUGAACUGUUCUCUGUAUAGGUGCAGACACAGGAUUACAUGAUAGAGAAGAUGCUACAAGUCGAUAACUGGACUUAAGCCGUGAGCUCUGAUGAAUUUCUUGUAACAUAAAAACUCUGAAUUUAGAAAUUGUGAAAAGUAUUUAAAAUGAAAUACUGUAAAUAGUUGUUUUUUUUACAGUUUCAAAAUAAGUUGAUAAAUCUUUUUGAAGGGAUCCAGAAACACGAAGCCAAUGUUUUUGUGAAAUUUUUGAUUUUAAUAUGAAUCUAACUUCUGAAAAAACAGAACAGUUUUAAGGGUGAUGCUGAUUCAUCUGACAACUUGAAAAUGAAUUAUAUGACAAAAGGAAUUAACAGUUAUUUCUACAUGGUAACAACUUCUCUGAAUAAGACAUUUCCAGGUGGAAAUCUUUGUACAGCUUUAAGUAGUUGUCUCAGAUUCUCUGAAAACCAUUUUUUGGGUUUGUUGUUUUUGUUUUUGUUUUUUUUAGGCGGUGAAAUUUUUAUAUUUAAUUUCAGAUAUAUCCAAGUAGAUUUACAUGUAUAUGAAGCUAAUAUUUUUUAAACUUUUUGGUUUGUACAUAUGCUGCAUGUUUUUAUAAUUUCUACGCAUACAACUUGCAUAGGUAUUUUUCAGCAAAGAGGAGGGCGAAUUAUGAGAGCGAUGUUUAGCCUAUAGGUCAUUGGAAGCAAGCUAGCAGCUGGUUUUAUUGUGGAAGAUAUGUUUCUUGAAGAAUGUAAUUUGUAAUUAAAAAAAACAAAACCAAAAUCUUAAUUUUCAUAAGAGAUGAUUUAAAGUUUGACGGUGGAGGCAUUGCAGCUUCACUUUGUGCAUCUUGCAGUUUUCAGAGACAAACGUUUUAAAGUUCAGAAAUGAAUAGAAAACAAUGUCUCCACUGGAACACAACUAGUUAUUUUAGAGUAUUCUUACUGAUCUGUUUUCCCCAAUAGCCUUGAAAUCAUUUCAGUGAUAUUUUUUUUUCUAAACAGACGUUUGCAUUUUAAUUAUGCAAUUGGUCAAGUAAUUUUUUUAUGUUUUAGUGAUGCUGCUCUUACCCGGCAUCAUUGUUCUUCACUGUGAUACUGUGUUUGUGUGCGUCUGUGCAGUGAUACGUUAUGCUUAGGAUUUAUAUAGCACAUUACAUCUUCAGAGCAUCGCAAAAUCUUUUUAAGAACCCUUACUGUACUGCCUGAGGCAGGUAAGUGAGUGUUAUUAUCUCAGUUUUAUAACUGGUAUAAGCGCGACACAGGGAGUAUUAAACAAUUGGUCUGAGACCACGAGAAUCUGUGGUAGACCUGGCAAGAGAUCUCAGGAGUUCCUGGCUUCUGGUCCUGUGCUUAGACUGAGCUGCCUUAAGAUUGUUCAGUGCUGUGUUACAUUAAAUUUUAAACUACUGUGCAGGUUCCUUUUUUUUUUUUUUUUUUGUAAGAUAAAACUCUGUGCUUUGCUUUGUUGUUCCAUGUUUCACUGCUUUUAUGGAAUUGUUUAUAUGAAGUUAAGCAAAAAGUCUAGUUUACCUAUACUGUAUACAGGAUGAUUACCCUUAAAACUGUACUCUGGUCUACUUUUUCUAUUUUACAAUUAAAUAUCUUUUCCACAUA
Tympanuchus pallidicinctus (lesser prairie-chicken) is the source of this 7571-nucleotide messenger RNA. RefSeq names its product GA binding protein transcription factor subunit beta 1 (gene GABPB1). NCBI's taxonomy places the organism in Eukaryota, Metazoa, Chordata, Aves, Galliformes, Phasianidae. The transcript is spliced from 9 exons. Gene Ontology annotation, cellular component: nucleus. The record is from RefSeq and is a predicted model, not a curated record. Gene Ontology annotation, biological process: positive regulation of transcription by RNA polymerase II. Gene Ontology annotation, molecular function: transcription cis-regulatory region binding; protein binding. Bases 4766 to 5917 code for a protein of 383 amino acids.